AUGGGUCUACCGUCUGUCUUGAUCGCAUCUGCGCACGAGAUCGUCGUUACUGUGCGCAAUACGACGGUGUUCGUCCUUCCUUCAAGCGCUUCGUCAACGCCAAAAAGAAUGCUGCAGUUUGUGGUAUUGCAGAGCGCAGACGGUGCAGAGGAAGCGUCAGCAGUUGCUCACAAAGACGACGCCGAUGACGAGGUCGAGAAGUCGCAGCCAUUAGAUCCCAAACUCAAGCGCCGAGUUACGGCCGUGGAAGUUUUUCGACCGUUCAAUUCGGACCUAUUUGCACUACUACUGCUAGUAGAUGAGCGACGGCUGAUGCAUUACGAGCUGGACUUGUCACAUGAGACGCUCGUGCUCAAGACGUCCCGCCUCGUGCCUCGAAACGCCACGUGCAUGACUGUAAGUCAUCUCAAGCUGGAAAAUCAACAGAUGAAGUACGCAGUCAUCUUAGGCCAAAAAACAGGCGAGGCUGUGGCUGUGCCUUUUCCGGACGUAGACCGAGACCUCCGGAUGCUGCUGGGCCACACGACGUCGAUGAUCACCCACGUAGCUGUAAAUCACGACUCGUCACUGCUACUGACGGCUGAUCGGGAUGAAAAGCUGCGCGUGUCGAGGUUCCCGAAUGCUGCUAUUAUUGAGAGCUACUGCCUGGGCCAUAAGGCUAGUCUCACCAAGGUGGCCUGUAGUGCAGUCACGCCGGACCUCGUCGUGUCGACGUCCAUGGACAAUACGAUAAAGUUAUGGAACAUGGGAAUAGGAAAGUUGCUGGCAUCUGAGACGCUGCUUCCAGGCUUGGAAGUGUCCGUUAAACCUCUUGAUAAGGUUGCCGAUGAGGAUGACGAUGGUCACAAAGCAGCCACCAGUUUGCUGAAUGUGUCGCUAGCGAUUUGUCCCAAGACGAACGUUGUGGCUGUGCUUGUGAACUUUCGACACGUGCGAUUCUUCGGAAUCGUGGCGCACGCCCUUGAAGAGGUGACUGUUCCUGAUGAGGACCUACAGGGGCUGCGGAUACACGAACCUUGUGACCUAUUGUUCACUGACAACGGAAUGCUCGUGGUGUCGUACAAGAAGGACCCGUUUUUGCAGUUGUUCUCCAUGUCAAAUGAUAAGCGACUCAUACUUGCUGAGUUCGCACCUGAUGUGUUUAAAGACUUUCGAACCACCGCUGCUGCAAUUGUGCUGCGCGAUAACGAGGGGAACAGUCUAGACGUGCUUGACAAUGGCAUGAUUAAGAAGAAAGCGCGCACAAGCGAGUGGAACAAGACGGCGUCCGGGCAGAAGUGA
Peronospora matthiolae is the source of this 1281-nucleotide messenger RNA. Lineage: Eukaryota; Oomycota; Peronosporomycetes; Peronosporales; Peronosporaceae. The record is from the annotation of a GenBank genome assembly.